AUGGGUUUGACCAAACAAUAUCUUCGCUACGUACCUAGUGGUACAUUCAAUGUAAUAGCUAGUCCUGAUUGUAAUAGUACUCAUGUGACUUUAAAUGGAGUUAGUGGAAGAUACAUUGCAGUGGGAGCAUGUGAACAUGUUAUUAUUUGGGACAUGAGAUUAGGAGAAAAGGCCCAGGUGAUACCAGGUGAGAAUGUAAUGGUGUCCCAAAUAGCAGCUAGCUCUAACGGCAACCACAUAGCUGUUGGGUAUGUGGAUGGCAAUAUUAAUGUGUUUGAGUUGACCAACAAUGAAAUAGUAUGUGUGUUUGCGGGGCACAAGUCUGCCGUUACUUGCCUCCAGUAUGAUGAACAAGGAACCAGGCUAGUAUCUGGAUCAAAGGACACUGAAGUGAUUCUCUGGGAUGUAGUUUCUGAAACUGGUGUGGCCAGAUUCAGUGGACACAAGGGAGCAAUAACUAGUGUAAUGUUCAUUAAUGGAAAGAAUUGCAUCAUCAGCUCUUCAAAGGACACAUUUGUUAAAUUCUGGGACAUUGAAACAAAACAUUGCUUUAAAACACUGGGUGGACAUCAAAUGGAGGUUUGGUCGGCAGUAUUAUUGAAGGAAGAGCGUUACUUGGUAACAGGCAGUAUGGACCAAGAGCUCAGGGUAUGGAAAUUAAAUUGGAAGGAGAAAAUAAAAGAAGAAGAUAAAAUAUCACAGCAAUUGGAGAUUGUUAAAAUUGAAGACACAGAUAAUAUUGAAGACAGUUCUAUCCUUCAAUGUCAUCAAGUGGGUACUUUAAUCCGCGGCGGGCGAGGCCGGGUGGUCGGACUAGUGACUGACUUGGGUCAAUCAGUGCUCGCUUGUUAUGGAACAGAUUCAUUGUUGGAGCUCUUCGCGUUCUGUUCUGAUGAUGAAGCGAAGACCAGGAUGAGCAAACGAGUCAAGAGACAGAGGAAGAAGAUGACCAAACUGAAAGAAAGCGGUGAAGUCGAUAUGGAAGUGGCCGAAGUCAGUGAGUUACUAACACUCUCCGACGAGGUCCGUAGACUGAGUUCGAUCAAACUAUCAGCUAAGUUGAAGUCCGCGGCCUUGUUACUGGGUACGUCGGGAGAACUACGUGUGGGAGUCACACUAGCUACUAACAGUGUUGAACUACACAGUCUGACGCUUGAAGACGGGAAUGAAGUGACAUGUUUGAAGCAGAUCAUGUUGUCUGGUCAUCGUCGUGAGGUUCGCUGCGUGUCUUUGUCUUCUGACAACCUCGCUGUGCUAUCAGCCUCUGCGGACUCUGUUAAACUAUGGAACAGGACCAGCCAAGCCUGUCUCCGCACCAUCCCUCUAUCAUCCCGCCCCACCAGUUCGUGUUUCGCGCCCGGUGACCGUCACGCGCUCGUGUCGUGUUCCGACGGAUCCUUACUACUGUUGGAUGUAGCGGCCGCUAACGUCAUGGAGACUAUUCCGGCUCAUGAAGGGGGGUGUAGCUGUGUGGGACUCACGCCGGAUCUGCGCGGCUGUUAUUCCGGCGGGAGUGACAAAACAGUGAAGUUAUGGCAGUUUGAACUCAUCCCCGAUCCUUCUGGAGACUCGAAAGCAAAGGUCCUUUCACUGCUACACACUCGCACUUUAGAGCUAGAAGAACAAGUGACUGCUGUGCGGAUCAGUCAGAACAACAAAUUCAUAGCGGUGGCCUUACUAGAUUCAACUGUUAGGAUAUUCUUUUACGACACUUUUAAGUUCUACAUCUCUCUAUACGGCCAUAAACUACCGGUGUUGUCUAUGGAUAUAAGUUCGGACUGCAAUAUCAUAGCCACAGGUUCAGCUGAUAGGAAUGUUAAAAUUUGGGGUUUAGACUUCGGUGACUGUCACAAGUCGAUCUUCGCUCACAACGACUCUAUAACGGGCGUGGGGUUCGUUCCCGGGACACAUUACUUCUUCACAAGCUCCAAGGACGGGAAGGUCAAGCAGUGGGACGGAGAUUCAUAUGAUAAUAUCAUCACUUUGAAUGGUCACGCUGGCGAAUGUCUGAAUUUAUGUGUGGGGGGCGGAGGCCUACACGUGGUGUCUUGUGGCGGGGACGGAGCCCUAAGACUGUACACACGCUCAGAGGAGCCCCUUGUAUUGGGAGACCAGGAUGAGAACGAAGAAGGACUUGCUACGGGAGAACAACAUGUUAGUACUUAUAUAGUACUAGCUUUCCGCCCGCAGCUUCGCCAGCGUGGAGUUCGGUUAUAUCGCGCCCCCGUCCCGGGACUGCCAGGACUUGUUAUGCCAACAAAGAAGACGAUUGGAGCUGAAAAAGCUGCUGAUUCUAUAGUAGAGUGUCUGUCAGUGUGUGCGGAGUAUGAUCAGUUAGUGGUGGAGGCGAGGGGACAACCUGUGGCGCCGCCCGUACUGAUGGCCGCUUAUAACUGUAACAACUCCGAAGACUUCCUACUAGAGACUAUAUGUAGGAUACGAGCGAGUGAACUAGAGGAAGCUCUCCUAUUACUUCCCCUGAGCGCGUCAACGUCACUCGUUCCUCGUCUCGCCGGUCUGUUAGACCGCGGCUGGUCGGAGCCGGUCUGUCGGACCGCGCUGUUCCUACUGCGAGUGACGCCAUCACUACAACAGCCGGCGCUCCUCAAACACCUCAUACAGAUACAGGCGCGAGCUGCCAUGAGAGUUAAUGAGAUACGGGACAUGGUCGGUUUUAACCUGCACGCCCUCCAGUGGGUCCGUCGCGAGGCGGAGUCCUCGGCGGGGGAGCAGCUGUUCCGCGACGCGACUGUCGCACGCAAGUCGCGUGACAAACGUGCGACAAUCGCACGGGCCAAGAAACGAGCUAUAAUUUCUAUCACUUAG
Molecule: messenger RNA, 2826 nt
Organism: Danaus chrysippus (African queen)
Lineage: Eukaryota; Metazoa; Arthropoda; Insecta; Lepidoptera; Nymphalidae
Source: the annotation of a GenBank genome assembly